Molecule: messenger RNA, 3246 nt
Organism: Conger conger (European conger)
Lineage: Eukaryota; Metazoa; Chordata; Actinopteri; Anguilliformes; Congridae
Gene: adpgk2
Product: ADP-dependent glucokinase 2
Exons: 6
Coding region: 82-1542 (486 amino acids)
Biological process (GO): glucose metabolic process
Cellular component (GO): endoplasmic reticulum
Molecular function (GO): ADP-specific glucokinase activity
Source: RefSeq, a predicted model, not a curated record
UCGAGACUAUUGGGCAUUGUCAUCUAGCUACGUUGUUACAAGGGGUAGUAACAUUGCAGCGCUGGUCUUCGGUAGUUGCCGAUGGCGGUCGAAGGGGGAAGAAUGUCUUCCCAUCUGAAGUAUGGUACCGUCGUGUCUCUCGUGGUAGUUCUAUUUGCGUACUGGUACCGAUCGCCUGUUCAAGAUGCACGCUUGGACGAGAGGCUGGACAACGUUUUGUCUUCCUUGCUCAGAGCUGAACGCAAAGCAGACGUCAGUGGUUUUACAAGACCCAGGGUGGCCAUAGGGUUUGGAGGUUGCGUGGACAUCAUAGUGGAUGGCGUGGCACUGCUGAACAAAAUUGGCUUGCAACCUACUGCCCUGCCUCUUCACCACGACUACAUCCAGAAUGCCGAGCAGCUGGCCCAGAGCUUCGCCUACUUCUUCCCCCCGGGAGCUGCCUCAGAGAGGUUUGUGAUGAACAAGACACUUUUCAGUGAACUGGUGGAGGCCUCCCGGGAGUUGCCUGACAACCGCUGGGCCAUCGGCGGAAACGCUCCCGUCAUGGCGGGGCGCAUGGCAGAAGAGGGGUGCGACGUGCUCCUGGGCGGAAACUUCAGCCCAGACUUCACCGACGUCCUCUCCCAGCACAUCACCGUGGUAGGUAAGACAGUGGAGGAGCCAGACAUUCAUCUGAUUCUGGAGUACCCCGUUGGGGCCACCUGGGGCCAGUACACCUCUCGCAGGGCCAACAGGUACAUUGUGCACAGUGACGAUCACAACCCGUACUUGGCAUCCAUGGAGGAGUUUGAGAGUAAGCUGCAGGACUUCAAGCCCGACCUUCUGGUGGUUGGUGGCCUGCAGAUGAUGGACAGCUUCCCUUUCCAACAAGGCGAGCGCGAGGCCCUGCUGCGCCGCCUGGGGGCGCUGCUGUCCUCGGCCGCCCCGGAGACCGGGGUGCACUUCGAGAUGGCCAGCUUCGUGGACCCCGACCUCCUGGCCGACCUGCAGGAGCUGGUGCUCCCCCGGGCCGACUCGCUGGGCAUGAACGAGCAGGAGCUGCCCAACCUGCUGAGCCUGCUCCGCGGCAGCGCGCCCACCGUGCUCUCCGACCCCAACCCCCGCGUGGCCACCGUCCUGGACCAGAUGCGGGAGCUCUACCGCCUGGUGAACGAACGGCACCUCCAGAGCGGAGAGGGCCGGCGGCUCACUCGCCUCCACGUGCACACCCUGGCCUUCCAGGCGCUGGCGGUCGCCCACGGCUCCCGCUGGAAGAACACCAUGUCGGCCACGGCCAAGGCCUCGCUCACCGCCAACCGGCACGUGUGCGGCUCGGCCGACAUCGACCCCGACAAGGCCAAGCUGCUGAUGGACGAGUCGUUCUCCGUGAGCCGCCGCGAGGGCAGCCAGCGGAUUCACCUGCGGGACGAGCGGCCGGUGUCGUGCUGGGACGAGGAAGACUACCAGAUCUGCGUGGCGCCCGUGCUGGUGUGCACGGACGUCCACCAGACCGCCGGGGGAGGGGACAAUAUCUCUGCCGCCGGGCUGGUGCUGCAGAUCUGAGCGCUCCUCCGGAGGGCGCUAAGGGACCACCAAACUCCACACUGCCUGGAUGACCUUAGAGGCCACCUUCUCCCGAUGAAGCGACCAACUAAUGUGAAGAGUGUUUGUUUUAAACUGUGUUUUGUUUGAGUGUUUUUCAGGGAUUCCUUGUGCAAUACAAGAACAGGGUGGCCUAACGCAGUACUGCGCACAAGCCUAUAUUCUCAUUUCCAUUUUUUCCCCUUUUACACCUUGUUUUUUUUCUUUUUUUUGAUCUCCUGAAGUUGUAGGUCUGUCUUUUUCCUGUAUUGUUGUCUUACUCCUGCCGUUUUCAAAUGUUUUUAUUUGAACCCCCAACUACUUCCUCAGAAAUUAAAGGGAUGUAAGCUAUACACUGUACUGAAACAUAUUCAGUUGCUGCAGUGACACUUUUUUCUGUCUCCACAAGAGAUGUGGAAAAAGUGUGUUGUGCCUCAAACAAACAUCACAGUAUUCGAUGGCAACAGGUAAAUGUACCGUUACAACAAUAUACAUUUACUUCUCACCUCUUGCCUCAGAACCCCAUCCAAUGGAAGCUUGCCGCCAGAUAUUUCUGUAGCCACAAUCUUUAUUCUCUCUAUACUCUUUAUUUCCUCGUAGAUUGCUUAAUUCUGGGCCGUAUGUUAUUCUGACCUCUACACAGCAACCUGAUUAUAGCCGAUGGAAACGGUCAGCUCAGAAAAUCUAGUGUGCCUUUUACAGAUGGCCUGGAGCCAUCCCCCGUUUCCAUCUGCAGAACCUUGGCCGGCUAUCAAAAUAAAUCCUGACUUCUAGUAAAGAAAUAGGAAUGCAGGUGAUAGCUAAAAUUGGUUUGGCUUUCACCCCUGAAAGAGGUAUAAGUAUCAUAUAUGGACCGCUGUCACCAAGUCGUCAUUGGGAGGGAAGAAAAUUAAGUUAUUCUAAAAGUCAGUUGGUGCAGAUGUGCAGGGCUUAUAUAGACAAACUGGAACAUUGGCAGAUGGUUAAUAUCAGAUUUUAAAUAGUUGUUUUCAUCAAUUAAAUAAUUUUUAAUUUAUACCAUUAAAAUGUGUCCCUCUUCCCUUCCCUAUGCUUCCCUAGUAUCUACACUAGUUGCUGAUGGCAGGGCAUAUCCCAUCCCAGAGCAUAGAGAGCUAAGGCAGAUGUAUCAUGGAUUGGAAUGGUAAGGGAAAUAUUUGUAACCAUUGUAGGAGCUUUUGUAUACUCCGGAGACUCUGGAAGGGAAAUGACUGGCACUUAAGCAUACACAAGCUAACUGUGAAAAAUAAUUAGUCCCCGAGAUUUUGCCAGUCCUGGCCAGCUUGUAGCCGAUUGUGUUGAUGUGUAGAGGCCUUUUUUGAAAAAGGAUAUGUGUUCUUUUUUUAAUUUGGUCAGUAUGAUUGAUUGCCUCCAUUUUAAUUUAAGCUGGAUUUCCGGAGGUAAACUUUUUGUGCUGAAAUGCAAAAAAAAUGUUGUGGUAAUUGGCAGCCCAAUGAAGUGUUUGUAUUAUAUACAAUUGUAGAGAGGAAAUGCUUUGAUUUUCUAGUGACUGUGGUAAUUCCUGUGGAAAUCCCCGGAAAAUAACACAUUUCUGUAACUGCAAUAUGAAGUGAGAAACGACCAAAUUCAAUAAACUUGUCCAGGGGGGAUGACCAACCUUGUUCCUGAAGUGUUAUGUUACUUGAACUUUUGUUUACAUAACAUAAAGAUCUAUAACAUGCAUUUAAA